UCGGCUCAGUGUUCGUCGCGCGGCUGCGCGGUGCACACGCUGUGCCGCCCCUCGCGUCGUCUGCGUGUCGCGUCGUUCAGUCAGACUUAUGCCGGUUCGGACGCGCCACGACCGCAAUGUGACGACUGUGCCUUGUGACAGCGAAGUGACUGGAGUGUUGUGGUGCCGAGUCGUCAUUGAGCGACACAGUGUUUGUCGGCGAAUAAAGGAUACACGCCCCCCGCACCGCGAUCUGCGCGUCUCCCUACUCCGAGGUCGGGGUGGCAGAGGCGCCGGUGGACCGACAGGGAUGGCGCCCUCUCCAUUGUUGGCCUGCCUGUCAUGCCUCGCCGUGCUGGUGCUGGCGGCCCUCGCCGAGGCCGUGGCCGUGGCCGUGCCCCGCCCGGACGUCCGCGCCGUGGCCGAGGCCGAGGCGGGCAGGGUGCGGCGCGCGCCCCGAGCCCGGGAUGAGCUGAUGGCCGCCAUGAACCCCGAGUCCUUCCAGCUGGGCGCGCCCUCCAAGGUGGCCCACUGCAAGUACGCCCCCGUGUACGGCUACCUCUCGGCGGACUGCUCCGACAGGAAGCUGACGGGCAUCCCGCGUCUGCGACAGGGCGUCGAGGCGCUGGACAUGUCGGAGAACAAAAUGCUGAUCGUGCUCAACAACACGUUCAGCACCAUCCCCAACCUGCGGUACCUGUACCUGAACGAGAACCGCAUCAAGUCGGUGGAGGCCGGCGCCCUGGUGAUGCUGCAGUACCUGGAGGUGCUGGACCUGUCCGGCAACCGCCUCACGUCCGUGCCCACGGGGCUCAUGGCGCUGCCCAGGCUGCGCAAGCUGUACUUCGCGGACAACCUGCUGCAGAACCUGGACCCCACCUUCAUCUUCGCCAGCCCCACGCUGCAGCUGCUGCAGCUGGCCGAGUGCAGCCUGCCGGACCUGCCGCUGGGGCCGAUGCCGGAGCUGCUGCACCUCAACGUGUCCGGCAACGCGCUCAGCACGCUGCCGCUGCACGAGCUGUCGCGCAUGUGCCGCCUGCAGGUGCUGGACGUGGGCAACAUGCCGUCGCUGUUCGAGGCCCUCGACAUGGAGGAGGCCUGCCAGUGCCCCACGUUCGUGCGCUGGAGCAAGCUGCGCGAGCUGGACCUCGGCCGCGGCAGCAAGGUGGCCUGCAAGAAUGAGACCAACAGCGCGGACGACCCCUACCUGCCGACCUGCAACGCGACGCAGGUGACGCGCUCGGCCCUGGAGAUGCACGGCCGCUGCGUCAUCGCGCAGCAAGAGGAGCUCCGGGCGCAGGUGCGCAGCUGGUGGGUGAUCGCCAUGGCCGUGGCGGCCGCCACCGUGGUGCUCAUGGCGGGCGGCCUCUGCUACUGCCAGCACCGCAAGCCCGAGCCGCGCCACCAGAAGGUGCCCCUGGUGGUGAUGACGGAGGCCAACGGGCACGGCAACGGCACCGCCAACGCCCGCAGCCGCGGCGGCGGGGGGGUCACCGCGCCGGACAAGUAGCAAAACGCCAAGGCUGCCGCGGCGGGGGCGGGCGCCGCGAUGGCCAUCUCGGACUUCCUGAUGGCGGCCGACAUCCUGCACAACAUCGCGGUGCUGCGCGGCCAGAUCGCGGCGCAGGCGGCCGAA
Molecule: messenger RNA, 1615 nt
Organism: Thrips palmi
Lineage: Eukaryota; Metazoa; Arthropoda; Insecta; Thysanoptera; Thripidae
Gene: Lapsyn
Product: leucine-rich repeat-containing protein 24
Exons: 5
Coding region: 89-1489 (466 amino acids)
Cellular component (GO): plasma membrane
Molecular function (GO): protein binding
Source: RefSeq, a predicted model, not a curated record